Mizuhopecten yessoensis (Yesso scallop) is the source of this 1334-nucleotide messenger RNA. RefSeq lists its product as uncharacterized. The transcript is spliced from 2 exons. The record is from RefSeq and is a predicted model, not a curated record. Lineage: Eukaryota; Metazoa; Mollusca; Bivalvia; Pectinida; Pectinidae. The annotation marks the transcript as partial.
CCGUUUUCCAGUCAGCCAGAGGAGAUCCUUUGUAUGAAUGGCCACUUGGCGACACUUCGGCCCUUACCGAUGUUAUUGGUGGAAACGACAUAAUAGCUUCCGGUGAAGGACAGUGUUUCUUUCUCGGCGAAGGAUACCCUGGACUUUCAGGAGGAGCACUAACUCUAUCAAAAGAUUCUACGGAUUAUGUCGAAGUCAACUUGUCCCGAAAAGAACCGUUUAAAGAUUUCACAAUAUCAAUCUUAGUGUAUCCUGAGGGUACUCCGAGCGGAACGUUAUUCUAUUAUGCGAAGAAUGAAAUCGAGAAGUUUCGAUUAAAUUUUAUCUACACGACAGCUGUGGUGUCUUUCCGUGACGAGUACGAUAAUCCCGCCGGACUAAUCCCCGUCGAGGAUCUCCUUACGCCCGACCAGUGGAACCACCUGGUGGUCCAGCGGAGAUACACUGAUGGGGAGAUAACUAUGUAUGUAGAUGGAGUCAAAAAAAUUCAAUUAGACGAUGGUUUCCAGGACAACAUUCCGAUACCAAAUUCAGGGAUGUUGGCGGUAGGGGCCGUUCCAACUGAUCCAGAACAGCAGUUUUCCGGGCGGAUCGCUUGUCUCCAGGUGUUCGAUAAGAUUCUGACAGACAAACCAGGACAGCCGGACAACACAUGGAAUAAAUGUUUGCCCGAGAACUGGCAGGUCAAACCAGCCCUAAUCCUCCUGCCGGACGAUGACCAUCCCGGACAACACUGCCUGGCUGAAGCUGUUGAGGACCUGUCUAAUUUAAUCUCUCUCACUUCCCUCGUCAACGAGAAUAAGUGGCAACAUGUUCUUCAGCGUUUCCAAUGGCAGGAUAGUACGCGAGACGCUGGGUACUUCUCUCUCGUCUCGAAUGGUACCAGACCUUCAGUCUACGUCAGCGCUCUCGGUUUUGUAAACACAACCGGCGUGACCGUUUGUUCGCGCGUGUGUCUGCGCGUGGAGGGUUGUCAGUCGUUCGCAGUCGAUAGGGAAACACUAGAUGGUGUGCCAUGUUACCUUUACAACUACGUCUCGCGGGAUUUGGUGGCUGGAAGUUCUGCAAAGUAUUAUGGGAUGGAGGACUAAGGCAUUUCUAGUUAAAAUAUUUGUUCGUAGAAGUAAUGCAAUAUCGUUCCGUUCUUAACCGGGAUUUUUUGUGUGUCAAAAUUAGUGUUUGGGUAAUGUGUUGAUUGCUAAAGAGAUCAAAAGCAUUGUUAUAUAUUCGUAUUCAAAUAUCGUGCUACUUCAACACUCAAAAUUGUUAAUAAUCACAUUAUAAAGGGUUGCGGGUUCGAGUCACGGCACGGCCCUGUGUUGUAUCUAUAAGCA